CUUCGGUCGGCUUCGAAUCCAACUCAUCGUACAAACCGCGAUCCAAUAACCAAAGCACAACUACACAAAAAUAUUGCACCAUGUUUGGAGGGGGAGGUCGUAAGAAAAAGGAUGAAAGUCUUUCACAGGCGAUGAAGCCGGAAAACCCGCCGUCAGGUGGUGGAAGCGUAACUGGAUUCGACCCUGAGGGUCUCGAACGUGCGGCGAAGGCCGCUAGGGAUCUAGAUAACAGUCGGAACGCAUCCGCAGCAAUCGAGCUGAUCAAGACACAGGAGGCUACGAAGCAGCAUGAAGCAGCGGCGAAGAGAGCCGAAAUGGAUGCAUAUGCGCAGCAACUGCGUGCUCAGAGUAUCGAGAAAGAAGCCGACGAGGCACGCAAAACCCUCGAUGCACAAACUCAACACGAACAGCGUCGAGCCGAGUACCAAGAUCAACUGGAACGCAAGCGCCAAGUUGAUAUGCUUAAUGCGCAAAAGUACAUGCAAGAGGAGCAGCUCAAAAAACAAGAAGAGAUGGUUGCACGCCAAGAGGAGAUGCGUCGUAAAACAGCGCAGUAUGAGGCUGAGCUCCGGACGAAGACCGAAAUUGCUAAAGCAAAAGCCGAAGCUGAGGGACGGAUCGCGCAGGAGCGUCAGAACCAUGAUCUCAUUUUGGAUAAAGUUCGUCUCGAAGCCUCCGAAAGCCGCGAUACAGUUUUGAAAGCAAUCCAAGAUGGCGGCAAGCUUCUUGGAGAAGGACUUUCUAGCUAUCUUAAUGAUACCGAGAAACUCCGAAACACUGCGUUGACGAUAACUGGCAUCGCCGUCGGGGUGUAUGCUGCACGGACAAGUAUUGGUAUCACUGGUCGUUUCGUUGAAGCACGUUUGGGAAAGCCGAGUUUGGUUCGUGAGACUUCACGAAUGACUGUCUCGCAAUUUUUUACCAGCCCUGUAGCAUCUAGUCGGCGGAUAUUGGGGAUAGGCGUACACGAGCAAGAUGCCUUGAAAGGUAUCGUUUUAGAAGAUUCCCUCGAUACUCAGCUUCGCAAAGUGGCGGUAUCGACGGCUCACACCAAAAAGAAUCGUGCCCCUUUCCGUCACCUGCUACUUCAUGGCCCCCCUGGGACGGGGAAGACCAUGUUCGCACGACAACUCGCGCAGCAUUCUGGACUGGACUAUGCUGUUUUAACAGGUGGUGAUAUUGCUCCACUAGGACGGGAAGCCGUCACUGAACUUCACAAAUUGUUCGAUUGGGCCAAAACAAGCCGACGCGGUCUACUACUUUUCGUCGAUGAAGCCGAUGCUUUCUUACAGUCCCGUGAAAACUCUCGUAUUUCGGAGGAUCAGCGCAACGCAUUGAACGCGUUUUUGUUUCGAACCGGUACAGAAAGUGAUCAGUUUAUGAUGGUGUAUGCGAGCAACCAGCCUGCUCAGUUCGACGAAGCUGUCAUGGAUCGUAUCGAUGAAAUGGUAGAAUUUGACUUGCCAGGACCACACGAGCGGCGAAAGAUGAUCGCCGUUUAUAUCGAUAAGUACUUAUUGAACCCACCAAAUCGCUGGACGAGAAAGGUAGAAACUAUCGACAUUGGAGACGCAGAGAUUGAAGAAGUUGUCCGCGAAACGGAAGGUUUCUCUGGUCGCGCAAUAUCCAAGCUCGCUAUUGCCUGGCAGGCCGCCGCUUACGGAACGGACGGUGCCAUCCUUGAUCGCGAAACAUUUUUCAAGACGAUUUCAUGCGGAAUCAAGCUGUAAAAGUCGUUAUCUGCUUGAAUAUCCAGAGUAAUACGACAAAGGCAAUCUUCCUUUGCAGUCAACAGGUAAAGUAGUGAUACUCGUAGACUCUUUUCAAUGAAAAGAUUCACGCUAUUGUUCGAGGCAUCUGCAGACAAAGUCAAUGUCACAGAAUUGUAAAGAUACUUCCAUGUUUGCCCAAACUGUGGACUGUUCACAUCAAUCUUAACAUGCGCUGACGCAGUUUGGUCAAAUUCAAAGGUGGCAGUCGUAUAGAACCGCUUAUCGACGGCUAGGACGAGACCAGUAUUGGGGGACUCCAGCACCAAAUAGCCACCGGCCAGAAGAAUCUUACCCGGCGCAGAAACUGUCACCUUCUUUAUAGAGGUCAGCAUGGACACCACACUAUCAUUAAGCUUGACCAAUCUCGACCAAAUAUCGAUUUGUUCACAGUCACU
Phaeodactylum tricornutum CCAP 1055/1 is the source of this 2167-nucleotide messenger RNA. RefSeq lists its product with no specific name. Gene Ontology annotation, cellular component: mitochondrion. NCBI's taxonomy places the organism in Eukaryota, Bacillariophyta, Bacillariophyceae, Surirellales, Neidiaceae. Gene Ontology annotation, molecular function: ATP binding; ATP hydrolysis activity; zinc ion binding. The transcript is spliced from 5 exons. The record is from RefSeq and is a predicted model, not a curated record. Bases 81 to 1730 code for a protein of 549 amino acids. Gene Ontology annotation, biological process: mitochondrion organization.